This is a messenger RNA of Truncatella angustata, 577 nucleotides long. RefSeq lists its product as uncharacterized. The coding region runs from base 150 to 476 and encodes 108 amino acids. The record is from RefSeq and is a predicted model, not a curated record. The transcript is spliced from 2 exons. NCBI's taxonomy places the organism in Eukaryota, Fungi, Ascomycota, Sordariomycetes, Amphisphaeriales, Sporocadaceae.
GCUAAUCUCACUACUGCUAGUAGUAAACCUAUAGAUACAGUUGAAUAUCAUAAAAGCAUUGCAAGUCAUUUCGUGUCGUGUCAUUCCUUCGUGUCGUGAAGCCAUUAGCCAAUACCCAAACCGAUGCAUAGCCCGUCGUAGUGUUGCAGAUGAGGCCCUGGAUGAACAGAUCGGAAGAUUCAAGCCCGGACUCACGGGCCUUGGACAAUAUCCCUAAGUGCCCAUCGCCAAGCAUCACCAUCGCGUUCGGUUGUGUUGACCCAUCUCUCACACUUCUUGCGCCAUCGCUCUUCCUCAUCUCGUUGACGGCGUAUGAACUCCGGACCAACGUCAAAUUCCUCACCGACGAGCCACUCGCUGCUGCCGACGUCGCUAACGCGACCAUGGCCUCUCUCGCCUUUCUCUGGUUCUCUCUCCUCCAAGUCAGGUAUGUCUUUGAAUGGGUCAUCAUCUUCAAGACCACUGAAGUUUUCUAAGGGGUCUUCCCCAGUGCCAGACAUCUCAAGCCAGCGCAUGUGAGUCGGGUCAAAAACCAUGUUGCCUUCGCGUUUAACGCCUGUGGAAGCACCCAUGUUCG